Messenger RNA from Polypterus senegalus (gray bichir), 6015 nucleotides. It is a transcript of the gene ncanb, whose product is annotated as neurocan b. Gene Ontology annotation, molecular function: hyaluronic acid binding. Gene Ontology annotation, biological process: cell adhesion. The record is from RefSeq and is a predicted model, not a curated record. Lineage: Eukaryota; Metazoa; Chordata; Cladistia; Polypteriformes; Polypteridae. The coding region runs from base 286 to 5010 and encodes 1574 amino acids. The transcript is spliced from 13 exons.
AAUCCCUCUCUCUCGCUGCCUUUAUGCCCUUUUGUUUUCAGUCUCUAAGCGCCGAGCUGCUGCUCUUGUCGCCGCUGCGCUCCUCUUCCCCGUUCGGGAGGAGGAUCUCUCAUUCCGGAACCUUUUUUUAAAUUCGUUAGAUCAUUUGUUUAUUUCGACUUCUUACUCCAUUUCUCUUUGGAUAUUCCCUGACUGCAAGUAUCGUACCUUCCCUUUUUCAGCUGAGCACCGUCACCUGCGAAAUAGUGAGCGGCUCUACAUUCCUGGAGACAACAAAAGCGAGAGAUGCCGCCACCGUGUCAGCCCAGAUUAAAGAUGGCCACUCAUGGAUGUUGGAUGCGAUUGCUGUUAGUCCUGGCACCAGUUCUUGUUGCCGGUAAUACAGGAGGAGUGAAACUGGUCAACAUGAAAAGAGUGACACACCAGACGGUGCAUGCAGGCCUUGCAGAGACCACUUUCCUUCCAUGCAUCUUCACUUUGAGGCCAAGCCCCUCACGAGAGCCACCGCGCAUCAAGUGGACCAAGAUAGUUUCACAAGGAGGGGUCAAAAAGGAGAUCUCUGUGCUCGUGGCCAAGGAUAAUGUCAUCAAAGUCAAAAAGGACUUCCAGGAGCGAGUCACUCUGCCCGGCUACCCAGAUAACCGAUACAACGCCACCAUGGCCCUCACUAACCUGCACACCUCAGACAGCGGAAUCUACCGCUGCGAAGUGGUGGUGGGUAUUGAUGACGAGGAAGAUACGGUGCCCUUGGAGGUUGAAGGUGUGGUGUUCCAUUAUCGCUCUCCCAGUGAUCGGUAUGCCCUCACCUUUGAGGACGCCCAGCGGGUGUGUCUAGAGAACUCGGCCAUCAUUGCCACAGUCGAGCAGCUGCAGGCCGCCUUUGAUGAUGGUUACGACAACUGUGAUGCUGGCUGGUUGUCUGACCAUACGGUCAGAUAUCCAAUCAGAUCACCCAGGCCUGGUUGCUAUGGAGACAGAGAGGCCCUACCUGGCGUGAGAAAUUAUGGGCCAAGGGACCCCAAGGAGCUCUAUGAUGUGUACUGUUAUGCCAGACAGCAGAGUGGUGACGUCUUUCACACUACCACGCCCCAGAAGUUGAGUCUUGCCACAGCAUCCACACAUUGCCACUCCUUGGGUGCCCACCUGGCCACCGUUGGGCAGCUCUACCUAGCAUGGCAGAAUGGGUUUGACCGCUGUGAUCCAGGCUGGCUGGCCGAUGGCAGUGUGAGGUACCCCAUCACACAGCCACGGAGAAACUGUGGUGGGGACACUCCUGGAGUGCGAACAGUCUACCAGCAUGCAAACCGGACAGGCUUCCCAGACACUACGUUGUUGUUUGAUGCCUACUGCUACAGAGGCGCUCCUCGUCGAGCAGUGGCUUCGGCAGCAGGUCUGCAACUGUCAAAAAAUUCUGGCAACUCAAGUUCUGCCAAUUUGGACCAAAAGUGGACUGGAUCCACUGAGGAUCAGACAUGGCAAGCGUUUUCUUUAGAACAAGAAGUCCAGACGGGUUCCUCUUUGCAGAAUGACUUGGGUGCUUCUUCUGCACAAAGGAGUGCAAUUCUAGAGGAGCAGAUGAACGCCAUUGGGUCGAAUGACUCUUCAGAGAUAUCUGCCGAGCACGUUACCUUUCAUCUGCGGCCAGGGCUGGUCAAACUAGAUGAGGAUGAGCAGCUCAGUCUGGCAUCUCAGAGUUCCCUGCAAUCAGAAAAGCUGCCAGAAGGUCAACAGGAAUUUCCAGUAGGCGGGCAGGGUAUCCUCCCCUUGGAAAGGCAACCAGAGCCUCAAGCAGAUGAAUCUGUCAAUCUGCUGUCCACUCUGGUCAGUGAAGCAGAGCAGAAAGAUCACUGGGAUGAAGGCCACCGACAGCAAAGGGGCUUUAUGGGUGAUCUCUCAGGGCAUCCCACAAAGGAUCAGGGGUCACUGGAAUUUGGGCAAAAAGUAGAAACCGUAAAUCAACUGCCAUCUAGUGCUGAGAUAACCAAUACCCAUGCCCCUCUCAAUAUGGGGGCCUUGCCUGCCACUUCAACAAAGUAUGAGGCAGCCGUGCCAACCUCCAUAGCAUCAGGUGCUGCAAAAAGACACUCCACCUCAAGUGCUGAAACUGAAGACCCCACCCAUGAACCAGAUAUUAGGAGUGAACAACAGCCCCUGGAAUCCAACUACUUGAUGGAGAUUCUAGAAGGUUCCAACAAUCAAGCUCACGCAGACAACGAGGCAGAUGGGUUCGAGAGAAGGGCUAGAAAGGGCACACCUGAGCACCCACCAGGUCCUCCAUCAAGCCUGGCCACUCCCAAGUUUAAAGACCGAUGGUCACCACUAGAGGGCACUUCAGGGUUCUCAGAACACAGAAGUGGAGGGGCAGCAGGUUCACCACCACCCACUCCUGCUCCCGAGACUGGUGAUGAGACGUGGGCUUCCGAGCCGGUGGCUGCCAAUAUAAGGGCUCUCCCACCUUUGCAUGUGUCCACCAAAACACAGACACCCUUGGAAACACCCAGCAGCCCACCAGAGAGCAUCGCUACUUGGACACGCUUGCCCACCCUGACUCCCCUGGCUGAUCUCACUGCAGAAACUUCAGGAGAUGACCUGCCAACUUUCAAGGAAAUCCUGACACUUGAAUAUCACGUCAAAGGCAGAGAAGUGAGAAGGCUGAGUCAGGAGGAGACAGCAGAAAACUUCUCCGGGGAAGGCAAAGAAGAGGAGGAAAGCCACCUGGGUGCCCCAGAGUGGACCUCCACCCAGGCUGUUCCUCAGCACUCUGAAUUGCCAAGACUGGCACAACUUUUCAGUGAAACAGAAGGCAGUGGCAGCAGAGAGGAAGCUGGGCAUCUGGUCAGGCAGGAAGCAUUGAACUCAACUCAAGGUCCACCAGCUGCUCCCAUGAAGGAAGACACCUCGCUAGAAGUCUAUUCAGCUGUAGAGUCCACCUCAAAGGGAGUGGACAUUGUCAAGGAGGCUAUGGGGACAAAGGAGCCCCUUAGUGUCUCCACACAGCUAGCCAGUAUUGAAGCCCACCAGGAGGAACCAGAAUUGACCAGAGAUUUGGGUGAAGUUUCAAAACAGCCAGUCAUCACAAUAUCCCAAGAUGACUCUGUGGUGACAGAAGAAGCCUCACCACCAAUAGACAAUAUAAUAGUCCACCAAGAGGACCCUGGGGCAACAGUGGAGCCGGGUGACAUCUUAUCACAGCCAGCUACAGUUGAAACUAAUCUAGAGCUCCACAGGGUGACUGGACAGCCGGGUGGAGUCUCAUCACAGUUGACCACUGUAGUGGCGCAUCCAGAGAACCCAGGGGUGACUAGUGAGCCAGAUGAAGUCUUCACACAUCUCAUUGUUAAGGAAGCCAAGCCAGAAGAGGCUUGGGUGACUGGUGAACCUCAUAAAGAUACAAGUCAGCACAUCAACAUCAAGGCCAACCAAGAAGACACGCCAGUGACAGAGGAGUCCCUCGUAAUUGGAGCUAAUCAAGAAAAGGAUGGGAUGACAGGGGAACCAAUAAAUUUGAGAGAAGAUGAUCAUAAAGUAACAGAGGAGCCUCCCAAUUAUUGGACACAUCUGGCCAUCACUGUAGGCAAACAAGAAGAGACUGAGACGGAGAAGCCUGUAACUGUUGCAACUCACCAGGCCAUCACUAAUGCCAUCCAGGCAAACACUUUGGUAACAGAUGAUUCCCUCCAAGGAUGGACAAACCAUGAGAAAGACAUUGUGACAGAAAAACCAGACAAAGUGUUUACUCAUCCAAUCACAAUUGAAGCCCACCCAGAUGACCCUUUGGUGACAGAAGAGUCCAACAAGGAGCUGGUACUGCCAUUCACCAUAGUUGGCAAGACAGCUCCUGGAGGCACUGAAGUGACCUCAGUGACUGUCACUGAGAAUCCACAAGAUGUCGCAGAGGUCAGAGGAGCUGUUGACUAUGUCCCACACCAAACAGAUGCGCUGCCUUCUUUGGGAAUAGACCUGACCAUUAUUUCCACCACAACUCUCUACGGGGAGGACAUGAAUGUCACGCCUGCAUCUACUGCCCAUUUGGCCACUUCGAUGGAAAACUCAUCAUCUGAAACUGAGCACACUCUCUAUGUGGUGUCUCCAUCUACAGUUGUCCCUGAAUCCAAAGAGAUGUUGAACAUUGACCAGGAUAGCAUGGAACAUAUAGAGCUUUCAAAAGUGCAACUGCAAGAAGAUGUGUCUGAACAUCCUGGGCUACAGCAGACUGAACAGUCAAUGAGGAACGAAUCCUACCAAGAGGAGCACUCCAGAGAUCAAGAGGUCAGACACUCGGGUGAGUCGGAGAUGCACUCCCCCGAAACACUGGAUGAAUCAGAACAGCUGAUCCAGCUGCCCAUGGCGUCCCCCUCUACACCACCACUUUCUCCCGUGAACGCCUCAAUGGAACACACCAAUGUCACAGUGGGUAACCAGCCACCAGCAGAAGGCAUAGAGGAGUCAGGAGGGAGUGCAGCUGGCGAGGAGACAGGAGCUGGAGCUGAGCCAGCUACGGUUGAACCCUGUGGGACAAACCCAUGUCUUCAUGGAGGUACUUGCCUGUCAAAUGGAACCCUAUCCAGCUGUGAGUGUCAGCCAGGUUAUUCUGGAGAGAACUGUGAAAUUGCAUCCCUUUGCGGCACCCACAGUACCCAGCAGGGCUGUGGUAUUAAACUACAUGUCCUAUAUUGCCAUGAACAGGAGGAUAAGAAAAAACAAGACAGUGUGCUUUGCGGGUCACCCCCUUCUGUGGACAACGCCUUUCUGAUUGGCCGUAAGAGGGCUCACUAUGACAUCCACUCCACCGUGCGGUACCAGUGUGCCGAUGGUUUCCUGCAACGCCACGUUCCCACCGUCAAGUGCCGCAGCAAUGGAAAAUGGGACCGGCCAAAAAUCAUCUGCAGCAAAUCGAGGAGAGCUCAUCGGUCCAGACGUCACCACCACAAGGCCAGAAGGGAGUGGAGGAAGCACCGGAAGCACAUGGACGAGGGCCGCUGGAGGGAAGACAACAGAAAUUAUUUCUGAAAAGCAUAAAGAUAUUUAACACGAUCAAAACUCAGAAGACAGAAGAAAACAAGGAGAAAGUGAGCCUGUGGUCUUGUCUUAUGACGCUCCCAGUGCAUGCUGGGAGAAGUGGUUUUUCAGUUGGGAGGCUAGGAGAUUGCUGCCGGGCUUCAAGGAGACACACACGCACACACCGGUCUUUGACUCUCAGACCACAGUUCCUACAAAACUUAGCCUUGAAAUUGUAGGCUGCUUUCUGAUUGGUUGGUUGGUUGUUUGAUUGAUUGGUUUAUUCAUUGGUUUGCUUAUUGAUUUAAUUUUAUUCUGACUAGGUUUCAUUCUCUUCUCACUUUAUCGUCUGACCCGCACUCAAAGGUGUCACAGUUACGUCCAGCAGCUGGACACGUGAUCCGGACCUGGUUUCAAUUUCCCAGACUUUGCUGAUACGAUUCUUCACUUUUUCUCCAAAUGCCCCCUUUCUCGUUGCUCUGGCCAGGACUUCUUGCUGUCUUAGGCCCCAGUUGUACUUUUGAGUCCAGCCUUCAGCUUUGGGUUCAUCAAAGUCAUUCUUCUUAGAUUAGUGCCCGUCAAGAUGAGGAAAAUCAGUGGAAAAGCUUGGGGAGUCCUGGGGUCCUGGUCAAGGAUUGGGGAGAAAGAGAACGGUGGGGGUAAGGAUGGUAGAGGUAAUGCUGGACUGUUUUGGGGCCACGCUCUUGAAGGUGCACUUCAGUGGUCAAAUUCCUGGCUCACUUCUUAAUGCUCACCUUGCUAUAAGCUCAACCACUCCACGCUAUUUGGGAUUCUUCUGUCACCUGUUCACUCUGGCGGCUCAAGGGCACAUUGAAAAAUAAGACCUAACACCCAGGUGGCCAACCAUAUACUGCAUGAAGAGCCCCAGGCACUUCUUCUCUGUCAUUACCAAGCAUUAGACAGACCAUUGCAGGACAAGCACGGCCGCUGUGAUGUGAAAGUGUGUGCCUGUCCUCCAUGCCAACUGAUGCCAGCGUUCACUGUGCCCUGUACAGU